Podarcis lilfordi (Lilford's wall lizard) is the source of this 25237-nucleotide messenger RNA. NCBI's taxonomy places the organism in Eukaryota, Metazoa, Chordata, Lepidosauria, Squamata, Lacertidae. The record is from the annotation of a GenBank genome assembly.
AUGAGUGUCCUGACUCAGAGCCUAAAAGAUAGCAGAGUUGGCACCAUGUGUUUGACUCUGGGUAGACUAAGGUACAGCCUGCAGCUUGGGUGCCACCACAGAAAAGGCUACCUGCAAAUUGCCAGCUGUGGAACUUCAGGUAGGGUCUCAGAAGAAGAUUUAAAGCAGGGAUUGUUCACUUUCUGGGGUCAGUGGGCACAUUUGGAAUUUUAAGAAAGUACCAAGGCACCAGUUACAAAAUGGCUGCUACAAGGGCACAAAAUGGCUACCACGGGGGUGUUGCAUAACACAAAAUGACUGCCACAUGUAUAAGAGGCAGGACCUCAAAAUGUUGUGUUCAAUCCUGGCAUCCAAUGAAAUGUUGGUAUGUUUAAGGCGGCAUGUUCCAUUCAGGAGAGGCUGAGCUAGUAUAAACAGGAAUGGAGUGGGAAGAGCAAACAGUCUCUCAUGCACUGUGGAAUUUUGAGGGGAUAUUUUCUGAGAGCUUUCAUGGGUGGCCCAGAAGGUACUGGUGAGACGCGUUGCCGAUACCCAAUUUAAAGGUUUAUAUGGAACUUGGCUGUUCUUCAGAUGGAAGCAGACUUUGGACUCUGCUUCCACUAUUGGCUGGCUGUGCCAGACAGGCCUAAGCUGUCAAGCGAAAUGUGUUAACUUGCCUUCUUUCCAUGAUGAUGCUCAAUGUCUGUUUCACCUUGGCUUAUAUUAUUUUUAAAAUGAGAGAGGCUGAAAUUGAAUCAAUGCUUUAUCUACUCCUCUGCGUUAUGAAAAGCGAUUCCCAUUCUCCUUAAGUGAAAAUUGAAAUAGCCGUAAGCAGAGCAACCGCCAGGAAGGCAAGAUUUUUGAUAAAAGACAAAUUUGCUGGUGAGUUUCCUUAAAGUGGGAGAGCUCAUGCUCUUAAUCCACAGAGAUAGAAAUAUUACCACAAAUUCUCUCUGAAAGGUUUGCUCAGCAGGAAAAAAAAUAACACACAACACCCCAUUCCUAUUUACCCAUUCAUCAUAGCAUAAUAUAUUUCAGAAAGCACCAAGAAAAUACACUCAAGUCAGCUUGAAUGACUUAUAUCCUGGAAUACAGUUGUAUAUAGAUGUGCGCACAUAUGCAUCUAGAUUUGCAAUCUACCUCAUCUCAGUGGCUCAUGUUUAAAACACAAAAUAAAAGACUGCAAAUGGACAAAUGAAGUCAUUCCUUAUUAUCCUGCUCAACAGCUAAUUUUGCCAGAGUGCCAUGUGGAGAAAAUGACUGCAGGGCUUACAAUCAGCAGCAGUGGGAGGCCUAGCACCCAUUUAAUCCAGAGUCCAGCAUAGGCAGCAAAUAGGGCCCCAUCUGAGCUAUGUCCAAACACCAGCAACAAAUACCCUCCGCCGUCCAUGUGGAAUGAUGUGGUAUUGUGAUGAGCAUCCGGAAAGGAGGGGGGAAAACAAACAGAAGAGGCGACUGCAUUGGUCACCAAGGCAAGGGAGAAACGUAGACCCUCCAAGUGUCCCUCUUUUCCAGGGACAGUCCCAGAUUUACAGAAUCCGUCCUGGCUUCUGAUUUAAUCCUGGAAUGUCCCACUUUUCCUUAGGAUGUCCCUCUUCUCAUCAGAGAAAUGUCGAAGGGUAUGGUAGGACUCCCCUAUUUUCAUUGGAUAAAUGUUGGAGGAGAUGGAGUUAUGCGACCCACCAAGCCAAGGGGCUAAGUAACUAUACAAUAAGGAACUUCAGAAGACAUCUGAAGGAAGACCUGUAUAGGAAAGGUUUUAAUGUUUAAUGUUUCAUAAUGUUUAUAAUAUAUGUUGGAAGCCACCCAGAGUGGCUGGGGCAACCCAGUCAGAUGGGUGGGGCAUAAUAAUAGUAUAAUAAUAAUAAUAAUAAUAAUAAUAAUAAUAAUAAUUUAUUUAUACCCCCCGUCCAUCUGGUGGCUGGGUUUCCCCAGCCACUCUGGGCGGCUUCCAACAGAAUAUUAAAAUACAGUAGUCCAUCAAACAUUAAAUGCUUCCCUAAUAACAAUAAUAAGACAUUCCUAUUUCCAUUGGAGAAAUGCUGGAGGGUAUGGACAGGUUCUCUAGGAACUGCCAUUUUUUUAUUUGCGCCUGACUAGCACUUUCUUACUUUCUUUUUCACAACACAGAUGGAGGAGGUUUUUUUUGUGACUUGGGAAGGACCAUAGUUCAGUGAUAUAACACCUGCUUUGCAAGCAGAAGGUGCCAGUUUCAAUCCCUGGUACCUCCAGGAAGGGAUGGGAGAGACCCCCUAACUGAAACACAGAUAAAAGGUGGUACUUCAUGCAGCCCAAAUUUAAACUAUGGGAACUUGUUCCUACCAGAGACAGCAAUGGCCACCAACUUAGAUGGCUUUAAAAGAGGAUUGGAAAGGUUCAUGGAGAACAAAGCUGGGUAAAGGAUAAAGAGAUACAUUUGAUCAAACAAACUGAGGAAAAACUCCAUCAGAACUGCACAGCCAAUGAAAGCAUGUGUUCCUCACACCUGACUGAUUGCUAGGCAACAACUCCACCCAGGCCACCAUUGGCUAGCUGACUUUAACACUAAGAGAAAUCACCCUCCAGUUGCACUUCCAACAAUAAGAGCAACCUUAUUCUACCAGAGGCUACAGAUGGGGACCAAAGGGAACUUCUGCAAGAAUAAAUCCCUAUUACAAUUCAGUGCAGUUGUAUCAUUUCCUUAAUGUAAUCCCUGACCUUUCAUAUCCAUUACAACACUGCAAGGGAACCAGCAACUAGCAGAAGCAUGUGGAAAACAUUAUGGCACUACGUGUGCCCGUGAGCAAGAGUAGGCACACACACCCCCACAGAGUAUUUGAUUUGCCAGUCAUUGCUACAACAUCCACAUGCAUUUUCCAUCACUGCUGCAAAAACUCCACAUGCAUUUCCCAGCACAGCAUAACGUUUUCCACAAGUGUCACCCCAAAUAAUAUCUGUGUUGUAAAAGAAGACAUUACAAUGAAGUAGGCUCUGGUGGCUCUAUAGCUUUUGCUGCCCUGGGCAAGUUGGGGCAGCAGGAUAAAGUUUGAUGACACUCAAAGCAGUUGAACUCAAAUGCUUGGGAGCUGGGGGGGGGGGGACUCAAGGUUUUUUUUGACACUUCCGUUUGAACUCUCAAAGAGCUCCUUUCCUUUUCAUCCCCCAAGCCUCCUUGUGUCCUCUGCUUCUGUCUGUGUGACAACCACCUUGUUCCUCAAAACAAUAGAAGUGCAGUACUCUGGUGGCAAGGGAUAUGGGAGUAGGACAGGAUUAAAAAUGGACUUGCACAAAGCGCAAAAAGUAUACAUUUCUUAUACAUGUCAGGAAGUGGCCAGAAGGCUUCUCCUGAACAGCGAAAGGUGCUCUCAUUGUAUAUAUUUUUCCCUCCAGGUUAUGGGACUUGCAGUCGAUUCCCCUAAGCCAGUGAGAGAUGACUCAUGAAAUGACCCCUGAUCUCAAGACCGAGGCAGGUUGGCAUUGGCAGAGAGGUUAUCUCGGCUACCUCGAUCCCAAGUCACUCAAGGCUGUACAUCAACAUGAGCACCUUAAACUGGACCUGCGAAUGCACUGGCAGCCAUUGCAGAUUCCCACCCCCAAACAGAUUAUAUGACUAUGUGCUACAGUACCAGUUUGGUGGGACGGGGGUGGCGCUGUGGGUUAAACCACAGAGCCUAGGACUUGCCGAUCAGAAAGUCGACGGUUUGAAUCCCUGCGACGGGUGAGCUCCCGUUACUCAGUCCCUGCUGCUGCCAACCUUGCAGUUCGAAAGCACACCAAAAAGUGCAAGUAGACAAAUAGGUACCGCUCUGGUGGGAAGGUAAAUGGCAUUUCCGUGCGCUGCUCUGGUUCUCCAGAAGUGGCUUAGUCAUGCUGGCCACAUGACCCGGAAGCUGUGCGCCGGCUCCCUUGGCCAAUAAAGUGAGAUGAGAGCUGCAAUCCCAGAGUCGGCCAUGACUGGACCUAAUGGUCAGGGGUUCCUUUACCUUUACCUACCAGUUUGGCAGCAGCAAUCUGCACUAGCUGCAGUUUCUACACUUCAAGGGAAGCUCUAUGUAGAGUGCAUUAUAGUAGCUGAGUCAGGAGCAUGCAAAAUUAUGGCCAGGCUAGCCUGGUCCAACCCAGAGCUGGAAAAAGUUGCUCCUAGCUACCAAAGUGGCCCAGGCUUUAAUGACAAAGAUGUCUCAAGGAGCAAUUCUGGGUGGAGUGCAACAGAUUCAAAUUAUCUGAUGCAAAUAAGCCCUUUCAGAGGGCACUUUUCAAGUGAGAAAGGGACCACUGGGUAUUCCUUACAUGCAGUAAAGAAAUCACAGGUUUCCUUUUAUUUGUUUGUGUCCAACAGUGCAUGUGGUUUUCAUGCAUUAAUACCAAACGUGGGAUAUCAGGUCAGGCCUGGACUGGAAUUGCUCAUGAAUCGAAGUCAAAGCAAACUGCACUUUCCUCUCACGCUCUACCUCUUACUUUCGAUUUUUGCUUCUGUUCCCCCCAUCCUUGCAGGGGAAAUCUCUAAGCCCAGAUUGCUUGUGGAAAGCACUUAGGGGAAGAGUAACAGCUUGUUCGGAAAACUUCACAACAGAUCCUCUGGGAAGGGAACCUGUGCAAUGUUAAAAGAAGGCAAGGUUGUUUGUGCCGGGUUAGUCUGCAGCCGAGACAAGCAAGAUCGAUAUAGCUUUGAAACUGAUGUAGGUUGCAAUGGGACACCGGGUCUCCACUGGUGGGUUGGGAAUGAUGUAUCUAACAACACAACAGCUGCAGAGGCACAAAAUAAAUAAUAAUAAGAAAAGGCAGCGUACAUUAGUUCUGUGGAUCGAAGAUUCCCUAGGAAGGGAUGCUUCUUCCUUUGCUUCAAAGGCCACAGUAGGACAGACCUUUGGGUUUUUUAAUGCCUACAGAAUGAAAAGGAAUGAGGAAUGAGACCACCAGAAGAAAUUCAUAUUCAGCUUCCGAUUUUGGCAAUAGGGAAGGAGGAUGGAAGUUCUCUCUUUCGCUCUCAAGCAGAACCAAACUACUUAGCAUAAAUUAGUUCUCAAGAGAGGUCCUUGGGUAUUUAAUCCAGUCAAGUUCUGGACACAAAUGAAGCCAAAUGAAGCAUCUCUAAGUCCCAUGGAUCUAAAAAGGACUUGAAUAGCCACAUGUAAAAAAAUUAAAAACAAAUCCUCGUGAAAAUUCGCCAGUAGUUUGGUGCAAAUUUAUCCUAAUAAACACAUUUGUGCAUUUUGACUAACAUACACAUUUUUUCAAGCAAUUGCCAAUAAUGAAAUGCAUUUUGUAUGGUUUUUUUUAUAAAAAUAAAAAAUUGUAAAUUUUAUGCACACUUCCUUACAAUAUACACAUUUUUUCGUGCAUAUUGUUUUGUUGGAGAACUGCAUCGUAAAACUCAGAAAACUGAAUUUUAAGGGACCACUUUGUUUCAAUUCACGCAUUGGUUUUGAAAUAUGUGAAUUAAGCAGUUUCUCAUUUUAAAGUCAAAGAGAAUGGAAUUUCUCAUUCAUCUGAUGCAAAGGACCGGAUCUCACCUUGCUUCCUCCCAUCAUAAUGCAAAAUGGGUCGAGCCUUGCAUCUGAUCAAAGCUUUCACUGCUAUUGGACAGCCAGUCAUUAGUCUUUUGAAUGGAAUGCAGUCCCUUAUUUCUCUUUCCAUACUUAAAUGGCAAAACUUGCCUUUUCGAAAGGAAGUGGCAAAGUGUCUUGAAAUAGACAACAGUUAGCUAGUUCUUUACUUUCUUUUCUUUUAGUAUUCUGCCUCUUUUUAUAAGAAUUUUAAGACUUUGGUAGAAGGUUUAUUUUAUGUCUCUUAUUUUGUCUUCUUUUACUCUAGGCGGGCGUUAGCUUUUAUCUGCCUCCUAUAUCCCUUUUCAUUCCCCUGGAAAACAAACAAACAAAGAACAGCAAUUGCCUGGGUCUGACCUUUGUGCACAUUCCAAGGUGUUCCAGAUGGGGUGUGGGGAGGGGUUUGAUUGACAGGCCUCAGGAGGCACCCAACUUAAGGCGCGAGUCCCUCCUGUAUUCCAUGCACACUUUACUAUGAAAGAGCACAUCCAUUUUGUGCCCUCCUGUAUUUUCUAUAUUCUGAUACCUACUCACGGUGGCGUCCCUUGUCUGCCAGAGGAAUAUAUUAAAGACAUGCUAAGCAACAUUAUUCAUAUAUAUAUAUUUAAAAGUGGCACUGUCAGCAAAGUGAAGUAUACCAUCGUCUAUGUUAUGAAUAUAAGAUGUGCCUUAAUAUUCACAGCAGGGCUAUCGACCUAAUAAAACCUGAUUGGGGAGCUGAUCUAAACUCACAAUAGAUGCCCAUUGCAGAAGCAAAUGUGUUCUCUGAAAUUAAUCGCGUUAUUUAUGUGGCGCUUUAAAUCGCCCACAGCUCCCAAGCUGAGGGGUGCAUUUUAAAGGACCAUGCCCUACUUCUCCUUCAAAGCCAUUCUGAUAGUAUACACCCAAACAGCCUCUAUUGAAACUCCAGAGGCAUGUCACUGGGGGGGACGGGACAAUGCAGGAGUGUGUGCAGAGCAGCAGGGCUGCACAUGUAGAACUCUUUUAAAAGACUGAGAUGUGAACAAGCAAUGGGUCCAAGUAGGAGAAUGAAACAAGUUUUCGUUUCCCCUCUUGAACAGGUGCCUGGAGGAACUGUAAGAAGGGACAAUCUCAGUUUCUCCAAUCUUAAAUUCAGUUUUCUACAUGUCUGCAGCAAUCUGCAGCUAUUAUUAUUAUUAUUAUUAUUAUUAUUAUUAUUAAAAGUUCCUCGUGGAAAUUCACCAGCAUUUUAGUGUGAAUUUUUCCUAGUAAGCACUUUUUUUAAUCUGCAGUUUUGACAAACACACACACAUUUUUGCAACAAAUUUCCCCUUCUGUGAUGCAUUUAUUGUAUGUUAUUUUCACUAACAUAUCAAUUUCCCCCCAAUAGAUGCAUUUUUUAAUUGGCUGGAGAACUGCAUCACAAAAUUCAGAGAAGUGUGAAUUCUGAAAGAUGACUGUGUUUCGGUCCUUGUGCUGUUUCGGAAAGCGUGACUUUGAUAGAUUUCUGCUUAAAUGUCAACUGAAUCAGAGUUCUCCCCCAUCCCUAGUUGCAAGGACUAAAUGCACACAGACCUGGAUGCAAGAUCAGCUAAUAAUAAUAAUAAUAAUAAUAAUAAUAAUAAUAAUAAUAAUUUAUUUAUACCCCACCCAUCUGGCUGGGUUUCCCCAGUCACUCUGGGGAACUGUGCACGUAGCACAUGAUUGUAACCUGCAAUUCCCCACCCAGCUAGAAUAUACACUGCAGAAGGGUGCAUCAUGUGCAUGUAGGAAGAGACCUAUGAUACAUAUCCAUACAUUCACCUUCUGAAGAGCACAGGGAGCCCUGUUGUGCACAAAUGUUCCACCUGCCUAGGGCUUCCUCAUUUACUUGAGAUGAGAGCCCACCACCACAUGCAUGAACUCAGGUGAAUUGCUCACUCCACCACCACUUCACUGUGACCAAAAGCCAGGACAAAUUUGGAGGGAGGUCUUUGUCUCAUUGGAUGAGCAUGUAUUCUGUUAAACGCAAAAGGUCUCAUCUCAUGUUCAACCUCCAGAAUCUCCAGGUUCGGCCAGGAAAGACACCCUGUCUACAGGGAGAGGCACUGCCAUUUAUUGUAUGCAAUGCGGAAUUAGGUUCACCAAUGGGCUGCCUCAGUAUAAGACAACUUCCUACAUUCAGCCUGGCUUAAGCAAAAUCUGUGCCAGAUUGUGGCAUGGGCUAUCAAUUUGCUUCUGUGGUGUUCAUUUUUAAAGCCAAUAUAUAUCCUCUCUCCUCCCCCCCUCCCCCCAAAAAAGAAAACCCCUCCUAUUUUGGAAUAAAUAAUAAUAUUGUAUAUUAAGUACAACUGGUUACAUACCCAGAGACUGUAAUCUGACAUUUGCUACAGUGGUUAUGCAUCUCUGCAAUCUUUAAUGAAGCAUAACUGUGUCUGAUUCCUGUAUUCUCAUUUCAUCUCUUUUGCCCUUUCCUCAUCUGCACAAUAUUUUUAGCUUGUAGUAGGCCAUAGGAAAUGUAUUGUCUUAUUCCACAGUCAUUGUACAGGGCUUAUUGAAAGCCAGUCACCUUUCUAGCUAGUUAGCUAGCUAUCAUCUAACUAAUUAACUAUCAUCUAUCUUUCAAUCUAGAAGAUGGUUUGCAAAUUGGCAAGUCACACUAAAUUUCACUGUGACUUUUUAAUUCCUGACUUAGGCACCUUCCCUCUGAAUCGUUACUGUAUUUCCAGUGUGGUCCUCUCUGCUGAACAAGGUUUUCUUGUUGUAUAAGAAUAAUUUAUUAUCAUAAUUACUCAUUUCUGGAUCUAAGAGGCAUGUGAUUUUAAAGGCCAGAGUGGAAGACUGAUAUCCUUGUUUCUGUUUUUACUGAGUUCUCUUUUGAUUUCAUCAUGAAAAUUGGUGGUAACUGCCUUAAUAUUAAUGCACUGAAUAUUUUUUGUGUGUUUGGUUCUAUUAGAUUAAACAGUAUAACACUCUGAAUGAAAUAUCUUAAUAAUGUGCCCGCUUCCCUAGCAGUGGAUUGUUAACAAAACCAUGUUGCGCUCAGUUCUGUUUUGGUGCAUAACAUGAAGAAUACAGGAAGUCAACUAAGUUGGGUCUGAAGCACAUGAAGAAUCUAUUCUGCUCUGACUAACAUUGGAGAUAACUUGGGCCCAAAUAUUCCUGUGACAAUCUUGACCUAUGGCCAAUAAAUACAUGGGGUGUGAGCAUCUGAGCCAGUUUUAUAGCACAUCUUUUGGAAGGACUCUUGUUGAAACAUAUCAAGACAUGGUGGAGCAAGCAAACAAUUAAAAACUGUUAUGUACUGAAGUUCUCACCCUGGGCCAGCAGGAGGAUACUGUAGUUAGCUAGUUUUCACUCAGGUCCACAUAUGCAAAUAGGGGAUUGAAAAUGACGUUCAGUGAUUGGAUAGUUACAGAAAAUGGUCACAGUUGCGUUGUACUGGAGCUCUGUAUAAGCAGGCUGGCUGAACCCUUCAGUUCAGUUCUGUUCUGGCCUGUGAAUAAACAAGAGCUGUUGAAGAAUCGCUGUGUCGUCUGAUAUGUUCACCCACAACUUAAAAACUGAAAAUCAACAUGGCUGCUUUCGGUCUCCCCCACCCCCAUAUACAGAAUGCUAUAUGUACUGCAUACCUAUUGCACUUUUCAAAAUGCCUUACAUUUAUUUGUCGUUUAUUUAUUUACUUAUGUCAUUCACUUCAUUUCUGAAUGCCUUCCCAUGAAACAUCCUGAAGCAACUGAGCAAUAAAAAUGUGUGUAAAAAGAACUGUAAAUGACAAUUACGCAGGGCUACAUAUUGUGUCUUGCACCAAGAUAUACUGCUGUCUCUGCAUCCUCUGAGAGAAUAAUAGUGGACGCCAUUAUUCCUCACUACCCUGAGGAACUCUCUCUCUCACACUGUACAGAGAGAAGGCAGAGAAAGAGCUUUAUGAAGAAAGAAAAUAAUAAAACGUAAAUGCUCCCUGACCCCACUAGGGGUUCUUCUCAGUUGCUUAUUUUUCCAAUCCUAAAUUCAGUUCCUCACAUUUUGCAGCAUUUUUUGGGGGUAAUCCUCAUGAAAAUUAACCAGCGUUGUAGCGCAUAUCUGUCCGAGUGAGAACAUUUUAAUAUUAAGUUUCACUAAUGUACACAUUUUGGAAAGAAGUGUCUUAAAGGCAAUGCAUUUUUAUGUUAUUUUCUCUAACAUCUUAAGUUCCAUGCACACUGUCUGCUAAUUUAUGCAAACAUUGGUUGGAGAGCUGAAUUUGCAAAAUUGAGAUAAAUGUGGAUUUUUAAGGACAGCUCUGCUUUCGUUCGCACAUUGUUUCAGAAAGAUAGAUUCGGUUUUAAAUGCAAACCAAACCGAAUUUCUCCUGCAUCCUGAGCCCCUUCAAAUGCUUUGGUAUAGAUCCCCUCACCCCAAAACAGCUGAAAUUCUCUACAGCUGAACAGGGUGGCCAUUCAGUCUCAACCCCAGCUUAAUAAACAAAAUAAAACCAAUAACUUUACAAAGGAUAUUAAAUCACUCAGAUACUAUGACCCAAAAGGCCAGGCUUCUAUUUGUCACUCUGGACAUAAAAUUAUUAGAGUCAGUCAAGAUUCUCCGCCAGAUUGCUAAGGGCAGAAUCAGUCCUGGACUUCCUUUCUCUCUCCUUAUAACAGUUUGUUAAUAAGAUGCCAUUGCUAUCGCCCAUUAUGAAAAGGGCAAUGUAGAUGGGCCAUCUCGUUUUUGAUUAAAGAGUGGAAUGGAAAUUUUGUCCACUCCUCAUCAUAAUUAAAGGUUGUUUCUCCAUUUUCUGUAAUUAAACCCAGUUAUGAAUAGAAGUAGCUUUUUCUCUUUUUUACAAAGAUAUUCUUAAUCAAAGGUUUGCGGGUGUUUUUUUUUUUAAAGUUCUUUCUAAAGCAUCCUGUAGACUGUUGCCCUAUGAAGAAGUGGAGGGAUUUGAUCCAAGUGCUCUCUUGCUUUGAUUGCUAAGCUUGAAGGUUAAAGAUCGACAUUUGCAAUUUUCAUAGCUGCAACUCUUAAGCAAGGUUUUCAAAUAGCACCAGGAAGAACCUUUAAACUACAGAAUGCUACAGAGCAGAGGGAGGAGACACAAUUUGGUGAUCAAUGUCCAAUUCAUGCAUAUAUUAGACUUGCGUGAACAAAGGCAGCGAAGUCCUCUUGGGUGUGUGUGUUUUAAAUGUUAUUAAACAAGAAUGACAGCCCUGUUAUCUAUUUGUUAUCUCUGUGUGUGUGUGUGUGGUCUAAAUCACUGAGCCUGGUCAGCGGUUCAAAUCCUCAUGAUGGAAUGAGCUCCUAUUGCUCAGUCCCAGCUCCUGCCAACCUAGCAGUUCGAAAACACCCCCAAAAGUGCAAGUAGAUAAAUAGGUACCACUCUGGUGGGAAUGUAAAUGGCAUUUCUGUGCACUCUGGUUUCCAUCAUGGUGUCCCGUUGUGCCAGAAGUGGUUUAGUCAUGCUGGCCACAUGACCCGGAAAGCUGUCUGUGGACAGACACCGGCUCCCUCUGCCGGAAAGCGAGAUGAGCACUGCAACCCCAUAGUCGCCUUUGACUUGACUUAACUGUCCAGGGGUCCGUUACCUUUUGUUUUUACAUAUGUAUGUAGUCAGUUCUCAACAUUCCAUAAUAGUUAGUCUGUCAGAGAACCCAGUAUUGUCCCGACAUUACUCGGAAAGUGCUGUCAUUUGCUCCUACGUGAAAAAGCGUUGUGUUUGAGGAUACUGUCAUUGUUCAUUGAUGUACAUUGAUGAUUAUGUUUUUAUAUGUGUUGGCAGCCACCCGCAGUCGCUGGGGCAACCCAGCCAAAUAUGUGGGGUAUUAUUAUUAUUAUUAUUAUUAUUAUUGUUAUUAUUAUUAUUAUCAAUGUUCCUUAAUGCUAAAAGAGGCUACACAGCAGUUUAAAAAGUACAGAGACCAGUUACGCCAACCUUAAAUCAUAAGCAUUCACAAUUAAAAUGGAAAAUAAAAUAAUCCCAUUAAAAUAUUUAAAUGUAAGUAUCCGCAUUCAAACAACCUUAUUAAAACAACACAGUAAUUAAGACAGGGGGCCAGUACACUUGACGCCUCUUGUGUAUUCAAUCACUGUGAAAAAAGCUCACCUCUGCAUUGCUACAAGCGGAUGCCACAGGCAUAGCAAGACCAACUAGGUUUCAUUUGCUGAUCUUAAUACCUUUACCGGCAUGGGAAAGGAGAAAGCUUGUACAAUAUAUUUUACAGUGGUUAACCAAUAGGCCUCGACGAAAAGAGCAUGCACAGUGCACAAAUGGAGCUAUAACCAUGUACAAAUGGCUUGUCAAAAUUCUCCACCCUGCCUAUGGGCAGACAUGUUGAAUCUGAAAUUUUCUCAGAAAAAAAUAUAUAUCUUAGUUUGUGAAUAAGGAAAGAACGAUCAGAAAGUGCAUAGUGCUACGCAGCUCGAAUCACUGCAAUAUUAGAGAAAUAAGUAAGAUUUAAAAAUGUUUAUUUAUUCUUUCUAUCCCACCCUGUUUCCUGUGUAUAUAUAAAUACGGAUGUUAACUUGAGGUUGGGCAACAGUUAGGUGGGUAGAUUACCUAUUGCUGGAGUCCCCCCCCCCCCAAUGAUGGGCUUCCCGAUAUUGUUGGACUGCAACCCGUAGCAACCCCAGCCAGCUUGGACGAUGCUCAGAGGUUGUAAUCCACAAUAUCUGGAAGCUAUCAUGUUGAUUACUCCUGGACUAGGAAGAUAUUCCUGCCCGGCUCUUGAUGCGUAACAUACAUGCUCCCUGUGGGCCUAAGGAGUUUGGAUAUGGGGGUCUCAAAACACACCGCGAAACAGAUUGCGGGAGAUGCUUAUGUUCCUUUUUUGCAUUGAAAGCAGCCUAUCUUCUUCAAAAGUGCCUGCAUAAUGCAUACCAUCGUUUAUCAUGCAUAACAUUAUUAUAAUAAACACUGAAGGAUUUGUAGUGUAGAAUGAUGAGUCACUUGUAAAUGGUUGCCAAGUGGAUAAAGAACACAAUGUAUUUACAUAGCGCUUAACUCCUGUUACAUUCGAAAGCUGUCGUCAGAUAAUAACGGCGCAACAAGCGUAAGCCGAAAUUUAGCAUGCUCUAAAUCCUUUCUCCUUUCUCUCUCCCCUCUUUUUGCAACUUGCAGGUUUCUUGAGCACAGGGGAUCAAGCAGCUAAAGGAAACUAUGGCCUCCUUGACCUCAUUCAGGCCUUGAGGUGGACUAGCGAAAACAUUGGGUUCUUUGGGGGCGACCCACUGAGAAUCACUGUUUUUGGAUCUGGCGCCGGCGGCUCAUGUGUCAACCUCUUGACUUUAUCCCAUUAUUCUGAAGGUAACCGUUGGAGCAAUUCAACCAAAGGUAUUAUUGCAGGUUGCAAAUUUUGACGAUUUUGGUGUCUUGCAUGCCACCACUAUGACUUCUAUGUGACGCUCUUGUAUAUAUAUAUGUGCAUAUAUAUAAAUAUAUAAAUAUAUAUACACACACAUACACACAUAUAUAUGUAGCUAGAUGUAUCAAAAGCAACUUAAUCAUUAGAUGGUAUUAAUCUUUCUGUGCUUUGCAGGGAGGGGUGGGGUUCAUACCCAACCCAAAGGGGUGUGAACAUAUGUAAAAAUCUCCCUCUAACUGACACAACUUCAUACUCCUUGCAUUCUCCUAAUGUAGAGAGGAUGGCUUUCGUUUGGCGCUUUAACUCUUCCACACGUUUAUUGGGAAAUUGAGGGCUUAAUUAAAAUGACUCGAGUAACGUGAACAGGAGAAAAUGAGCCACAGCAUGUUGAACGUGUUGGGAGGAAGGGAGUCAAAAUGGCUCUGGUGUCAUUGCGAACACUUAAUAAAUAGCACCAUCAUCACUGUUGAUGUCACAGUGAAGAUAAGGAGGCGUUUAACAGUUGGUAUUCCUCUUUUCAAUCAUACCAUCAGAAGAUUUUGUCCUGAAGGGAAAAUGAAAUAAGAGACGUAUAGGGCAGAGAUGGGGCCUGUCUGGUCCUCUUCUCCAUCACAUACCUUAUUCCUAAGACAUGCUUUUCACCAGCUUGAGUUUAUACCCUCCUUGAGUGUUUUGCUUUGGUGGGAUGUCUCCUUGAACUCUGAUAUUGCCUCUUGCUUCCUGGAUGGAAGACACAGAGGAGUGUGUGUGUGUGUGUGUGUGUGUGUGUGUGUGUGUAGGAAGCAGCCUACACAGGGCAUUGGAAUAGAUGAACUUUGGGGUCAUCUCUACUGCCCAGAGAUACAAUGUGCAUGUGUCUCUUCCCCCACAUUUGCCCCCAUUCCUGCCUGCUGCUGACAGGUAGACCCUGGAAGUGGAAGGUUGCCCAGAUGGGAAUGUGCUUCUUGGUCUGCAGAAUAUCCCCCUUGGAUAUAAGUUCCUAAAGGGGGGGGCGCACUGGGGGUCAUUGCAGUUGCCCGAUACCCCUAUAAGUAAUAAUCAGAUUUCAGGGUCCUUGUUUGUUUUCAUUUUCAAAUACAUUUUCAUCUAAUAUUUCAAUUGAGGUUGGGUCUGUUUGAUCCAAUAUUUAUGAAUUCAUUCAUUCAUUCAUUCCAAGACAAAAGCAUCCACAAAUCAGCUUGCACUAUAGCUAAUGUGAAUGGGACCUGAAAUUGCUUUUUUAAAAAGAUUAAACAAAUUCGUGGAAAAUGAGGCUAAUAGUCACAAUGGCUAAAUGCUUGGUCUGAGAACAGACACCAGUGCCAGAUUUAGGGAGGUGCAGGCUGUUUUCUACACUGGGUGCUGAGCCAGGGGCGGGGUGUAAAAUUGAGAAGAUCCAUAACCAAGAAGAUCCAUUUUGGGGUGCCAGUUUUUGGGUUUGUGCAGGGCGCCAUAUUACAAAAGAUCUCCAGAGAUUUCCACAGUCUGCCUCUGAAUACUAGUUGGUGGAGAACAACUGGAGGAGAGGGCUGUUACCCUCAUGUUCAACUUCCGAGCUUCCCAAAAUGUAUCUGGUUGGUUGCUGUGGAAAACGUAACACAAGACUAGCAAUACCUUUUAAUUGAUCCAAUAUCCUUACAUUGGGAAGGAGCAGCUACCUACCUCCGCUUGUGAGGCUUGCAGAAAACACUUCUCUUUGGGUAUUCACUCAACAGAACCUAUAUGCCGUGCUUUUUUAAAAAAGGGUACUCAUAGGUACGCAGUACCGGUACCCCUUUUGUUGUUGUUAAAACAUGUGGCACUUACUGUAACAACUUCAUGGUGGGUACUGCCACCUAUUUUUCUAGGGGGGAAGCACUGCUUAUAUGUACAGUGGUACCUCUGGUUGCGAACAGGAUCCAUUCCGGAGCCCCGUUCACAACCUGAACAGAACGCAACCCGUAUCUGCGCGUUUUCGCAUGCGCGGGUUGCGAUUCGCCGCUUCUGUGCAUGUGCGUGACAUAAUUCUGCACGUCUGCACAUGCACGAGCAGCGAAACCCAGAAGGAACCCUUUCCAGUACUUCCGGGUCGCUGCGGCAACCUGAAAAGACGUAACCCGCAACAUUCGCAACAUGAGGUAUGACUGUAUAUAUUCUUUGGAAAGAGAGUCAGUGACAUUCACAGUAUAGAUGAAGCCAACAGUAUUUCACCAGUUGUCAAGGGCCUGUUUAGCUUUUUUUUUUAAUGUGUAGAAAUGUCUGGAGGAAAGUUCACUGACACAGCUCUCUGUUUCAAAGCUAAUGGCAGAGCGGCUGCAAACUGUUAUCUACUGUGAAGAAAAUGAGCACUUAGUCCAGAAGUCUUUUGUCUGAAUCGGUUAUGAAUUACACUUGGUGCCACCCAAGGAAAGAGCAGGCUUUUAAAAAACCAUCUUUUUGCAUGUGCAAUCUAAAAUUGCCCAAGUAUCAAGGUCACUCCCGCAUGCCUUUUCCUGAUCUGUGCUCUUUUCAGCACAGCCAGACAGCAAGGGAAAAAGGCUUUCUCCCCUUCAAGUUUGACACCCCAUAGCAGGGGUCACCAGCCCAGUGCUCAUGAGAACUCGUGCGCCCAUCACUACAUCCUAUGGAGGCGGUGAAAAGUCACAGCAAAUGUCUCCUCAAAAAUCUACAGUGCGUGAGAUGGUGAAGCUGAAGCUGCCUGCAUCAUUUUGUGUUACUAUCUCUUUUUCUGCUCUUUUAGAUGUGGCAGCCAGGGGCAGACUUUGGUAUUAUGGCGCCCUGAGCUGGGCCAAACUUUGGCGCCCCCACCCCAGCCCUCACAGCAUGCUGGGCUUUGGGAAGGAGGUGCCGGGGCUCUGGCAGAGUCCUAAAGUCCUCCCACCUCCUUCCCAAAGCUGGGAAAGCAAUAACUAAGCUUUGGGAAGUAGGUGGGAGAGCCAGUGUGGUGUAGUGGUUAAGAGUGGUGGACUCGUAAUCUGAUGAACCGGGUUCGCGUCUCCGCUCCUCCACAUGCAGCUGCUGGGUGACCUUGGGCUAGUUACACUUCUCUGAAGUCUCUCAGCCCCACUCACCUCACAGAGUGUUUGUUGUAGGGGAGGAAGGGAAAGGAGAAUGUUAGCCGCUUUGAGACUCCUUUGGGUAGUGAUAAAGCAAGAUAUCAAAUCCAAACUCUUCUUCUUUUUCUCUUGGACCCUGUCAGAACCCUCAUGCCUUCUCCCCAUAGCCAGGCAAGUGCUUCUCAUGCACCCUCUCUGCUUGGAACCCAGUGCAGAGGAACUGGCCAUACUGCCCUAAAACCACCUCUGUGGCAGCCAUUUUAUGCUAAGCCACAUGCGCCCCAGUUCCCAGUCAGUGUUACGGCAUUGCUGAAGCUCUCCUCUGAGGUCCAGCCUCCGUGAGCUGGAGAAAUGGACCACUGGCUACCAUCUCUUCCUCACACUGCAUUCUGAGAGGCACUUUGUAAGUGGGGGAUGUGAUUGUCACAAGGAAAGCAGUCAUUGGUGGGGGAGCCAUUUUUGCGACCCCUUUCAUUUUGCCUCUGAACAGGGUGGGAGAGAUGGUGUGAGCUGCACUGGAGCUGUCUUCUAUUUCCAUAUGCCCAACAAUGUUCAGGGCCCCCAACUUGUUCUUAUUUCAUCCCAACCCUGCCCCCAGCAAAAACGUUUGAAAGUUCAGCCCAGUUCUAAUGAGCUCACUCCGUGGGACAACAUUGCCCACCCAGAGAUGUGAAGUGAUGCAGAUGUCCUACCCACUUUUGGUGUGGUGUCUCAUUCACUUAGACAGUUGACCAUUUGGUCCUGCAGUUAUCCAGUAUUGAUGAAGAAACAUGCAUAGGCCAACCCCAUACUCCAAACAAUUGUUUAGCAGCAUCAGCAGCACAAUGGUUGAAAAUCUUUGAAGAAGAAUCCAUAUCAUCUUUUUCUCAGAGAGAGGUGGAUUUUCUCAAGGAAUGUUCUUAGAAGAAGUCCUCUAGAGAAGGUUGGGUUCAGCUUUAAUCUGAACCAUGACAUUUUUGUCGAAAUUAACUCGACAACAUAAGAAGGGUCUACUGGAUCAGGCCAGUGACUCAUCUAGUCCAGCAUCCUGUUUUCACAGUGGCCAUUCCAUAAAUUAGAGUAGAAAUAUCCAUCUGUCCUCCAGUGACUGUGAUAAAUAUGACUCUCACUCAAAGUGAGACUAGAUUUAUUUUAGCUGUAUAGAACCACAGACCAAGAUAGCGUUUUAAAAAUGGUGGGUAAUAGUGAGGUAUGUACACAAUAGAAAAUAUCAAUGAACAAACUGUAGCCAUGAAUAACAUACAUUCACCUGGAGUUUGGACAUGACCCAGCCAAAGUUAAGCACUUUUAAAUCAGCAUACGCCCUAGGGAAUAAGUGCUGUUCCAUCUUAAUAAAAUUUACUGUUAAGUAAACAUACAUUAGAUGAGGUUACACAGUCUGUUGAUUUUGGUUCUAUCCCACUGAAUGUAAGGUAACUUCAACAUGACCAGAUGGAUGGAUAGUACCCUUUACUUUUGAUAGUACCUGCUCUCUGUGCUAAGGCUACAAUCCUCAAACCAUUUACUCUGGAGCAGUGCCACUGAUUUCCAUGGAGUUGCUUCAGAGAGAGAGGCUUUAAGGGUUAAAGUGGAAUAUCCCUUUCAUCCAUUUUUUUCAUUAUCACAGUUCAAUAAAAAAAAAAAGAUUUUUGUCCUUAAAGUAGCUGAAUUGAGCUUUAUGGUUUGAGGACUUCGACCACUUUUAACUUAAUCCAACCUUUAAUGGAGCAUUUAACAAGCUCUGCUGUUUAUAUCAGCAGUUUCUGAGCAGGUGACUUUCCUUACCAUCUAAUCCAUAACCCAGUAAGGCAGAAGUUGCAGGGAUUUAAGCCGAUUUAGUGCUUUUGCCAUCAGUGGAAAUAAACACGGCACAGUGGCAUUCAUUUGCUAUUUUCUCCCAUUGAGGAGAGAAGGGAGUCAUGUGUCAGUUUGCGGGUUAUACUGGGCUGAGGAUUAUCCGUGGAACAGGAAAUUACUCUGUACUAUCUAUGUGAAUGAAGCUGUCCUUUUCACUUAAGUGAAUGGCAAAGCCUUUUGGGUGUGGCUGAAUCUAUUUCUGGUCUGUGUUACCGACACCUUUUUUUUUACCCAUUCUGUUUCACAUUUAUUUACUUUCUCUCCCCCCCCUUCAAAAUCCUUUCAAAAUACAUUGCAUUCUGUCCAUCAAAAAACAGGUGUAAAACCAUAUUUUUGAUAUCUUUAAACCUAUUUGGGUACCUUUAAACUGCUGAGGAAAUUCAUGGCAACAUUCAGAGGAGCAUGAAAUUUAUUGGAUAGUGAGAUUCCAAUCUGUCUGUUGGUCCAAAAGGUGCAGAAGGAAUCAGAAAGUAUCAGAUUCCUUAAGCAUUCCCGAAACAACAGUAAAGGGAGCAGCGUGGGGCAGAUCCCACAAACCCAUUCACUGAUGGAGCAGAAUUCUUAAUCCAAUUUGAGUGUAUUCUGCCAUAAUUUAAAAGAAAAUUCCUCGAGUUCAAUGUAAAUGAAAUCCAAUGAAUCGUUCAGAAGCUGAACUUGGAUUCAGAAUUCUAUUGAUUUGUACAGUGCCGGCAAUAUUAACCACCGUAAUGCAAUGCAGAGUUUGAAACUGCCCACACUGAUUGAAGAUUACAGUCAGUAGUAAGCAUAUUGGCUCUGUAGAAAUAUGAGCUGCUUUCAAGCGGUCACUAUUUUGUGAGAGGGAUUCAACUGCAAACCAGAAAAUUAAAGGUUUGAACAAUUAAAGCGCUGUGUUUCAAAAAGCAACCACCACCCACUUUUACAAAAAUCAAACCUUCUGUGGUAAGGAAAGUGAUGGGGGAAAGCACUAGAAACUAUGGAGCAAUGAUCUAUUUAUGGAGAAACUUAGAAGUUCAGCACAACAAGGACUGAUCGCAUCACCUGGAAGCAAUCUUAAGUUGAUACCUGUGACAUUUUCAUGGGUCCUGUUGAAGUGCCACCUUCUUGGGGUGCUGCAAAUAAAUAACAAACUAAAAUGUGUAAUUCAGUGUUUGACUUUUGCACGCUGUGCCCUUUUCCUACCUACCUCCUCCUCAUGUGGAGAUAGUAAUGAAGUAUGUGGGCCUUAUUCCAUUUGUUUGAAUCUAGGAAUUCUCGAACCGAUUGAUCUGUUCCUUGGAAGAAGGAGGCCUAUCAUGUGCCUAUGUUCAAAUAAACGUGGCCUCCUCCAUUGAUUAUUUUCUUCCCAGAUGGAAGGAGAGAGGUUUCUGUGUGAUGCCACAAUGAGGAUGCUGCCAGUUCACUUCCACAACUCAGUUCUUGUGAAAUGUGAAAAAAGUGGUUUAUAGGGCAUAAAGAAUUAAAUAACUGCAGCAGAGUCUUUUUUUCCUGAAACUCAGAGAUGAGGGACCUGUGGCCCUCCAUACAUUCCCAUAAUCUCUUAUUGUUAAGGUAGUCAUGCUGAUUAGAGCAUCUCAAGUUCAUCCAGACAGCCACAGGUUCCCCAUCUCUGCUAUAACAAUUUAGUACAACAAUUUUAUUCAAAAUAAGCCACAUUCUUCAUGGACGAAUUGUGACACUGAAGGCAGCAAUAAAUACAUGGGCAUUAAUGCUUUGCAUCCGACAUUCAACUCAUGUUUUAUUCAGUGGUCCAGGUGCAGGAAUGAUCCACCAAAUAACUAUACUCUUUUCUUAGUAAUAUUAAUAUUGAUUUAUCUACCACUUAUACGUAUGUCCAAAUGGCUUCUAAGUGGUUUAAAACUAUAAAAUCAAUGCAUAAUUAAAAUACACAAAGCAAUUGCAUCAAAGCAGUAAGAGCAUCCAUAACUAAUAUAUACAGUAAAACAAGUCAACUUUAGACAAUAAAACACAAUGAAAACAAUAAAACCAGAAGUUCAGUUCAGGGGAAUGCUUGCCUAAACAGUCUUCCAGAGCCAGAGGAAUGCCAACACUUUUGGGACCUAUCAUAGUUCAGCAGGGAGGUCAUUCCACAACACUGGGGUCACCAAUGGAAAACCCCAUCUGUGUGUAUCUCAGGAUUGGCAUUUUAUCAUUUGUAUACAGAGCAGCGUGGACAGAAGGCAGAUCUGAAUCUUCAGGCCAUCUUGACUUCUGAUUGCUUAACAAUAGCAGCAAUGAAACAACCCUCCUUCUACCCUAAAUUUUACUGUUGAAAUUCAGAAAACUUGGGAGAACACAGGGUAGAUUUUGUGUGUGGAAGGCCUGUGAGCUCCAUUAUGUUCUAUUACUAGUGCCUGAGCUCACAAUUAUUUAAUUCUAAGUGUAUUGUUUAUUUGCACCUGGCUCCAAUUGGGGGAUUUUGUGGUUAUCGUAAAAUGUAAAGUAGGCACUGCAAGUUUUAAGUCUGCUUGUCUCACUUGUGUUCUCUCAUUAGUCUACAACAAUAAUAUAUAGUUUUUGUUUGGACACAACUGUAUUACAUUGUUUAACUGCACAUAUACCAACCAAUGAGUUCCUCCUCCACUUCCUUAUCAUUCUCAUUCUCAUCCUCAUUUAUUAUUAUUAUUAUUAUUAUUAUUAUUAUUAUUAUUAUUAUUAUUAUUUCCUAAUGAUUAUAUUGCAAAAAUGAGGUGUUUUCCUAACUUAACUCAAAUAUUUUAAGCAUGUAACCACUUAGCUAUUGCAUUCGGGUCUGUUUUCUUAUCCUGUCUUCUACCUUCCCAUACAGGACUUUUUCAAAGGGCAAUAGCUCAAAGUGGAACAGCUCUUUCCAGCUGGGCAGUCAGUUUUCAACCUGCAAAAUAUGCCAGGAUGCUGGCUACAAAGGUUGGCUGCAAUGUGUCCGACACUGUAGAAUUAGUAGAAUGUCUACAGAAGAAGCCUUAUAGAGAACUCGUCGAUCAGGAUAUCCAACCAGCCCGAUACCACAUAGCCUUUGGUCCAGUCAUUGAUGGGGAUGUGAUACCAGAUGACCCUCAGAUAUUGAUGGAGCAAGGAGAGUUCCUCAACUACGACAUAAUGUUGGGUGUCAACCAAGGAGAAGGGUUGAAAUUUGUCGAAAACAUUGUCGACAGCGAAGAUGGCAUAUCUGCAAGUGACUUUGACUUUGCUGUUUCAAACUUUGUCGAUAACUUAUACGGAUACCCUGAAGGCAAAGAUAUACUGAGAGAAACAAUUAAAUUUAUGUACACUGACUGGGCGGAUAGACAUAAUCCUGAGACAAGAAGGAAAACAUUGCUGGCUUUGUUUACCGAUCAUCAGUGGGUUGCACCAGCGGUUGCUACAGCUGAUCUUCAUUCAAAUUUUGGAUCACCCACAUAUUUUUAUGCCUUCUACCAUCAUUGCCAAACAGACCAGGUACCUGCAUGGGCAGAUGCUGCUCAUGGGGAUGAGGUUCCUUAUGUAUUAGGAAUCCCAAUGAUUGGUCCUACUGAAUUGUUUCCUUGUAAUUUUUCCAAAAACGAUGUCAUGCUGAGCGCAGUGGUGAUGACAUACUGGACAAACUUUGCAAAAACUGGGUAAGUAAUUGAUGAGCUUAUAAGGCAGAUCAAGAUUUUGGUCAAAUCAAGGCCUAUCCUUUCUCAUGACACCCAGAUAACAAAGAAGGGUUUCCACAUUGGUAAUUGUAUUUUCAUGUGUUUUCAGCUCAUAAGCUUACAACUGAGAGCAACAUAUUUAAAAUGAUCCAGAAGGGGCAUAAUCAAAGCAUUUCAUCUGAAAUUUCCCUUAAAAGGAUUUACCAUUUUAUCUCUUAACACUCACAGAAGAUUACAUUUCUCUACUAGUCUAGUGUAUGUCUCUGGAAUUGUGGGGAAUGAUAUUUUCCCAUGUUCCCAUUGUUGUUGUUGUUUAGUCAUUUAGUUGUGUCCGACUCUUCGUGACCCCAUGGACCAGAGCACGCCAGGCACUCCUGUCUUCCACUGCCUCCCGCAAUUUGGUCAAACUCAUGCUGGUAGCUUUGAGAACACUGUCCAACCAUCUCGUCCUCUGUCAUCCCCUUCUCCUUGUGCCCUCAAUCUUUCCCAACAUCAGGGUCUUUUCCAGGGAGUCGUCUCAUGAGGUGGCUAAAGUACUGGAGCCUCAGCUUCAGGAUCUUCCAGUGAGCAUGUUCCCAUUACGGCUGGGGAUAUAAGCUGAGUUCCAAUAUAAUUAUCAGGCGUUGUCAACCACUUUAUUGAUGCUACCUUGUUAGGCUUUUGAUUUGAGAUAGUCUGAUGACUAAAUCUAUAUAAAUGAAUCUGAUCAGAUCUGCAUUGCAGGGGGUUGGAAUAGAUGACCUUCAGGGUCCCUUCCAACGCUACAAUUCUAAGAUUCUGUUCUCACUAUAUGGAAGGAUUAAACUGACAUCCCAACCAGCUGUAAAUGAUGCCUAACACUUAAACUCAAAAGACAACCAGGAGGAGAAUGGGCUUCAUUGGAUGCCAGGGUGAUAUUACCCUAUAUGUGCAGCUGCAACCAUGAGAGAAUGAAUCACGCCCUUGUUCAGUUUUAACAUUUUGAAUAUUUUAACUAUUUUAGAAGUAAGGUGCAUGGAAACAAUAAUGUGCAUAAUUAUUAUAUUGGGGGGAAAAACCAGGAAGCUGCCUUAUACAGAUUAACGCCGUUGGUCCCCACUUCACAUUUCACCUCUGCUGCUAUGAGCUCACUGGCAAAACGUCUCUCUCCUUGAGCCUCCCCCACCAUGAGUAAUAUGAGGACAAUGCUGCCCUAUUUUAUAGCAUUGUUGUAAUAAUUGCAAAGGGAUGAUGAAUGUAAAGUGUCUUGAAAUUUCAAAAAUUGCCACAUGUUAAUCAUUUCUUCUAGUUCCAGUGUUCUGGUGGUGAGUGUUCUUGCUUAUGUAGCUAAAAUGGCAACACCCAAGCAUGAGAGAGGAAUCAUAGAAUCAUAGAGUUGGAAGAGACCACAAGUGCCAUCGAGUCCAACCCCCUGCCAAGCAGGAAACACCAUCAGAGCACUCCUGACAUAUGGUUGUCAAGCCUCUGCUUAAAGACCUCCAAAGAAGGAGACUCCACCACACUCCUUGGCAGCAAAUUCCACUGUCGAACAGCUCUUACUGUCAGGAAGUUCUUCCUAAUGUUUAGGUGGAAUCUGCUUUCUUGUAGUUUGGAUCCAUUGCUCCGUGUCCGCUUCUCUGGAGCAGCAGAAAACAACCUUUCUCCCUCCUCUAUGUGACAUCCUUUUAUAUAUUUGAACAUGGCUAUCAUAUCACCCCUUAACCUCCUCUUCUCCAGGCUAAACAUGCCCAGCUCCCUUAGGUGGAAAUAGGCUUGGGAAUAACCUGAAGGGUGAACAUUCAGUGGGUUUGGAGGGAGGAUUUCUCAGUGAGGAGGGAGGCUGCUCAGUGGUCAUGAAAUGCUAACUGAUUGUUGAGAGGAGGGGACAUAAAAGCAAGUGGGAAGGAAUAUGGAAUGAAGUACUGGAGUGGACUUGGCUGGCUGGCUGGAGUAGUGAGCAGGAGCACUCCAAACUGCAAGAUUUUGUUGCAGGUUCGACUUACUGUUAUUAUUCUUGUGGGCAGCAAAUGUAGCAGGAGUAUUUGGUUCAUUUAGCUCAGUCACUGUUACGACACGAAUCCGUCAUGCAUUUAGCAUCAAAGGCUGCAUGAAACUUUUAUCUUCAGAAGACACUGCACCACUGAAUACCACUUGCUGGAAGCCAAUAGUGGGGAAAGUAUAUUGACUUCAUGUCCUGCAAGUGGGCUUCAUGGUGACACCUGGUAGGCAACUGUCAAAAGAAUGAAGUUCAGCUCUUGAUCUGAGCUAUCUGGACUCCUCUUACAUUAUACAUGCAGGAGUGUCUCCACCCCUACCAUUCAGCCCAGACACUGAGUUCUAGCUCCAAGGGUCUUCUGGCUGUUCCCUUAUUGUGAGAAGUGAGGUUUACAGGGAACCAGGCAGAAGACCUUCUCAGGAGUGGCACUCACCUGUGGAACACCCUCGUAUCAGAUGUCAAAGAGAUAAGGAACUAUACAACCUUUAAAAGACAUCUGAAGGCAGUCCUGUAUAGGGAAGUUUUUCAUGAUUAAUGUUUUAUUAUGUUUUUGUAUAUGCUGGAAGCCGCCUAGAGUGGCUGGGGCAAACCAGUCAGCUGAGUGGGGUACAAAUAAAUAAAUAAAAAAUAUUAUAUUUUAUCUGACCAUGUAACAGAUGGUAUGGCAUUACUAAGAGCUGAGCCCUCUCCCCAAUGUUUUGCUGAUCAAAAGCCAACUUCAUAAUAUGUUUUUUGAUAAAUAAAUAAAUAAAUGCUGACACUACAGUGGUACCUCGGGUUACAGAUGCUUCAAGUUACAGACGCUUCAGGUUACGGACUCCGCUAACCCAGAAAUAGUACCUUGGGUUAAGAAAUUUGCUUCAGGAUGAGAACAGAGAUCGUGUGGCGGCAGCACAGCAGCAGCAGGUGGCCCCAUUAGCUAAAGUGGUACCUCAGGUUAAGAACAGUUUCAGGUUAAGAACAGACCUCCAGAACGAAUUAAGUUCUUAACCCAAGGUACCACUGUAUAUGAAAUAUUUGUGGGGCGGGGGGAGAGAACAUAAGGAGAGUCCUUCUAGAUCUGGUCAAAGGCCUGCCUAUGUCCACAUCAUGUUCUCACAGUCUCAGGCAGGAUGCACAUGUGAAGCCUGCAACCAGGACCUCACUGUAAUGAUGUUCUCCCCACUUGUGAUUGGUGUUUUCCCCCCCAAAGCUGGAGCCAUUUUCAGUAAUAUUGAACAUGUCCACUUUUUUCCUCCCUAGGGAUCCGAACCAGCCUGUCCCACAAGAUACUAAGUUCAUUCACACAAAACCCAAUCGCUUUGAGGAAGUAGCAUGGACCAGAUACUCUCAGAAAGACCAGCUUUACCUUCACAUUGGAUUAAAGCCGCGAGUGAAAGAACAUUACAGGGCCAACAAGGUGAACCUGUGGUUGGAACUGGUACCUCACCUGCACAAUCUUAAUGACAUUUCACAGUAUACCUCUACGACGACUAAAGUGCCAUCAACUGAUAUUACUUUCAGACCAACCCGGAAAAAUCUGGUACCCGUAACUUCAGCCUUUCCUACAGCCAAGCAAGAUGAUCCCAAACAACCGCCAAGCCUAAUUUCAGGAGAUCAAAGAGACUACUCCACGGAGUUGAGUGUAACUAUUGCUGUUGGAGCAUCUUUGCUGUUCCUGAACAUUUUAGCCUUUGCAGCUCUAUAUUACAAAAAGGACAAGAGGAGGCACGACGUCCAUCGGAGAUGCAGCCCACAGCGUACAACUACCAAUGAUCUUACACACGCACAAGAAGAGGAAAUAAUGUCCCUCCAGAUGAAGCACACUGACUUGGGUCAUGAAUGUGAAUCCAUCCAUCCACAUGAGGUGGUUCUCAGGACCGCCUGCCCCCCAGACUACACACUAGCUAUGAGGCGGUCACCUGAUGAUAUUCCUUUAAUGACCCCCAACACCAUUACAAUGAUACCCAACACUAUACCUGGGAUUCAACCCUUACACACAUUUAAUACAUUUACCGGUGGACAGAAUAACACACUGCCCCAUCCUCACCCACACCCACACCCGCACCCCCAUUCACAUUCAACAACUAGGGUAUAG